Molecule: messenger RNA, 1167 nt
Organism: Pocillopora verrucosa
Lineage: Eukaryota; Metazoa; Cnidaria; Anthozoa; Scleractinia; Pocilloporidae
Source: RefSeq, a predicted model, not a curated record
AUGAACAAAUCGGCCACGAGGUUACUCUGUCUCUUAAUGACUGGAUGUUUCUUGCAUAAAGUGAAAGGCCAACAGUGUAGCACGACCGGUACUAACGGAAUAGCUGUCUGUCAGUGCAACUUUAUGGAGGCCUGUGAUGCACUGGGAAACCCGAAUCCCAACUUAGUACAAUACUUGCCAACAGGUGUGGAUCAGCUCGGGCUUGUCGAGCAUGGACAACGAAACGUGGCGUAUUUGUGUGAAGGUGCUGGUGCAGUAGGCAUUCUGUACGACUGCAAUAAUCGAAUUCCUCUCUAUGCGGCCACCGUGAUUAAUGGGGCCCUGUUAUUAGGAAGGAGCCACUGGCGUCGACCAGGAAUUGCUUUUUCACUUAGCGAACAACUCGAUGGACGUUUUCAGCAACAAGAAGAAGAUUACAGAGAUGCUUUACGGCGAGAACUUUGCUAUUUAUCUUCUCAAAGAGGGCGUAGGUACGUCGUUGAAGAGAACUGGUUAAGAGCAAGAGGAAGCCUUUUCAGGACUCAGCUCUGUCCUGGAGGGCCAGUAGUCGAAACAUCAGUCCACCGCGGACACUUGAUUGCCUCACAGUAUGGCCGCAACAAUCGAGCAAAAAUGAGAGCAACUUUCACGUACACCAAUGCUGUCCCCCAGUUUGGAAAGUUUAAUUCGCACCCUUGGAGAACCUGUGAGGGCCGACUCAUUACAUGGGGAAGACAAAACUGUGCUCAGGUAAGAGGAGCAACGAAUGUUCGGUUAUUUAUCGUGGUUGGUACUAUCCCAUCGACAGAACGUGGACCUCCGCAACAGAGAUAUUUUGGCAAAAGGGGGUUCAGCGACUAUAAGGAUGCUAGCAAUUACAGGGUGAACGUGCCUAGCGACAUAUGGACUGCUGCCUGCUGUACUUAUAGCGUUAACGGAAUAUUGCAAUAUCGAAGCACGGCCUUCUGGAGAGAAAACAAUCCAGGAAACGCGCCAUGUAGAAGGACAAACGUAGGCGAAUUAACGAGAAUGUUGUCCGGGUUGAUUUACGGUGGCAUCGAUUUAUUUCCGCAAACACCUCGGUGCAACAAUAAUAGAAAUUACAUCCCUCUGCCGUAAUAAAUACACUUAACACAGCGAACAUAGAUUAACAAAGGUCACCAAAAGUAUAGAGAGAGCUCAUUUAAU